AUGGUCGAUGUUCGGUGGGCUAAUUUUCUAACAGCAGAAAUAUUUAUGAUGAUUCUGAAGGCCCAUAGUUUUCAUCCAUAUAAAAUUCACCUGGUACAAGAACUUAAUGAAGGCGAUUUUGAUCGGCGAUUACAAUUUUGUAUAGAUAUGAACGUCAUAGAUCCUGCAUUAACAGCCAUAAUUGAAAAUCAGAGUGGUCGGCGGUACAUUGCGAAUAGGUUGAUGUUCCAACAGGAUGGUGCCCCACCACAUUACGCAUUACGUGUUCGACAAUAUUUAGAUCAGACGUUUCCAGAUCGAUGGAUUGGUAGAGGAGGUGCCAUUGAAUGGCCCCCAAGAUCGCCAGAUUUAUCACCUUUGGAUUUCUUUAUGUGGUGUCAUUUAAAAAGCAAAAUCUAUGCUACUCAGCCAACAUCAUUAGAAGACCUGCGACAAAGAAUUGUGAAUGAGUGCCUCCUAAUUACUCCUCAAAUAUUGCAAAAUGUGCGGCAACGCUUUGACCAAAAUCUUUAUUAUUGCAUGGAGAGUCAUGGUGGCCAUUUUCAACAUUUCAAAUUACUUUACUGA
Molecule: messenger RNA, 567 nt
Organism: Acanthoscelides obtectus
Lineage: Eukaryota; Metazoa; Arthropoda; Insecta; Coleoptera; Chrysomelidae
Source: the annotation of a GenBank genome assembly